CUCGUGGGCAGCAGCGCUGCCCUCCGCCUCCUGAGCGGGGCCCUCAGCGUGGACCCGCAGCGAGCCCUGUGCCUGGGCCUGUCGGAGGGCACGCUGGUGUCGCCCGAUGAAACCGCGUCCUUACAAGAAGCGCGAGCCUGGCUGAGGGCGCACACGGACGCGCCAGCCAGCGUGAUUCGGGCCAUGAAAAAGGUGGUUACAGCAGGAAAAGAGCUACCGCUAGAAACUGCCUUAAGGACAGAGAGGGACAUUUUCGGUACGGUGUGGGGUGGGCCUGCCAAUUUGCAGGCGUUGCUUCGAAGAACAAAACACAGAUGAUGAUCAGUGUGUAAGAAACGUUCUUGAUCCCAAAGCUCUCACUGAAGCACACAUUAAAUUGAUUCAUUUAAGAACUUCUUCAUUUAAACUGGUGUUAACAUUCCUGUGUUUCACAUUAGGCAGAUGUGUUUGCUGUGCAACCACGAGGAA
Tinamus guttatus (white-throated tinamou) is the source of this 468-nucleotide messenger RNA. Lineage: Eukaryota; Metazoa; Chordata; Aves; Tinamiformes; Tinamidae. The record is from RefSeq and is a predicted model, not a curated record.